AACGGGAAGGGGCAGGGCCAAGAGGUGCGAGCCUCGGCCGGGAGGGUUUAAACCGUGCGCAGGCGCGCGCCGCGGUUGAGAAGGCGCGGAUCUUGGUGGCUGUGGGCAGUGGAAGUUUCAGGUGGGUGGUGUCCGCAGGUGGUGAUGCUGGUGCGGGUGGGGGCGCUGACCCUGUGUUAGGUCCUGAACUUUCCUGGGCUCGGCUGCCCCCUCCAUGAAGACAGUUAGUCGCGGGACUUCGCAGAGGCUUGGUGCGAGCGCGAACGGAGUUUAUUCCCGGCAGAGCGCUUCGAAGGGUGCUUGGCCCGAGGUCGGCGCACUGAGGGGGUAGCUCCUGUCGUUACUGCCGCGGCGUCCCCCGAAUCAGUCCGCUUCACUGCAUCCCCACCGCUCCUGCCGCCUCACUCCGGGGUUCGUCUCCAAAUUGUUCACCCCCAAUUAGGGAACGUCGUGUACUAAAAGGAACUAUGUCUCAGGAAGGCGAUUAUGGAAAAUGGACAAUAUCCAGUAGUGACGAAAGUGAAGACGAAAAGCCAAAACUAGACAAGCCCUCUACUUUUUCCCUCCCUCCUGCUGGGCAGGGAGCAGCAAAUGAGCCAAGAUACACCUGUUCCGAGGCUAGGAAAGCUGCCCAUAGAAGGAAAAGAUCACCCGUGAAAUUCAGCAACGCAGAUUCAGUUUCAGAAGUUUCACCUCCCAAAAGGCAAAGGAGUGGUUCCCAGGAAGACCUAGGUUGGUGUCUCUCUAGCAGCGAUGAUGAGCUGCAACCAGAAACCCUGCAGAAGCAGGCUAAGAACAUUGUGGUCAAAGAGGAGAGAGGCAUCUCUUCUCCUAAAGACAGUGCUGCCCAAAGACCCAGAAAUCCCACCCCUCCUGCACACCACAGGCUCGAGGAGGAGGAGGAAGAGGAGUAUGAAACUUCAGGGGAAGGCCAAGACAUUUGGGACAUGUUGGAUAAAGGGAACCCCUUCCGAUUUUACCUCACUAGAGUCUCGGGCAUUGAGCCAAAGGAUAACUCUGGAGCUCUCCACAUCAAGGAUAUUUUAUCCCCUCUAUUUGGGACACUUCUGUCUUCAGCUCAGUUUAACUACUGCUUUGAUGUGGACUGGCUCGUAAAACAGUAUCCACCACAGUUCAGGAAGAAACCAAUCCUGCUUGUGCAUGGAGAUAAACGAGAAGCCAAGGCUCACUUACAUGCCCAGGCCAAGCCUUAUGAAAACAUUUCCCUCUGCCAGGCAAAGUUGGAUAUUGCAUUUGGAACACACCACACGAAAAUGAUGUUACUGCUGUACGAAGAAGGCCUCCGGGUUGUCAUACAUACCUCUAACCUCAUCCAUGCUGACUGGCAUCAGAAGACUCAGGGAAUAUGGUUGAGCCCCUUAUACCCACGAGUUGUCCACGGAACCCACAGAUCUGGAGACUCAACAACACAUUUUAAAGCCGAUCUUAUCAGCUACUUAAUGGCUUAUAAUGCUCCUUCUCUCAAGGAGUGGAUAGAUGUUAUCCACGAGCAUGAUCUCUCUGAAACCAAUGUUUAUCUUAUUGGAUCGACCCCAGGACGCUUUCAAGGAAGUCAAAAAGAUAAUUGGGGACAUUUUAGGCUUAGGAAGCUUCUGAAAGAGCAUGCCUCAUCCAUACCUAAAGGAGAGUCUUGGCCAAUAGUAGGUCAGUUUUCAAGCAUUGGCUCUAUGGGAGCUGACGAAUCAAAAUGGUUGUGUUCGGAGUUUAAAGAAAGCUUGGUGACCCAGGGGAAGGAGAGCAGGACCCCAGGGAAAAGUGCUGCUCCCCUCCAUCUGAUCUACCCUUCUGUGGAAAAUGUGCGGACCAGCUUAGAAGGCUAUCCCGCUGGUGGCUCUCUUCCCUAUAGCAUCCAGACAGCUGAAAAGCAGAAUUGGCUCCACUCCUAUUUUCACAAAUGGUCGGCUGAGACAUCUGGCCGCAGCAAUGCUAUGCCACAUAUUAAAACUUAUAUGAGACUGUCUCCAGACUUCAGUCAAAUUGCCUGGUUCCUUGUCACAAGCGCGAAUCUGUCCAAGGCCGCCUGGGGAGCAUUAGAGAAGAAUGGUGCCCAGCUGAUGAUCCGUUCCUAUGAGCUUGGGGUCCUUUUCUUGCCAUCAGCAUUUGGCCUGGACAGCUUCAGAGUAAAACAGAAAUUCUUCUCAGGGAGCAAGGAGCCAACAUCCUCCUUUCCUGUGCCAUACGAUCUUCCUCCAGAACUGUAUGGAAGUAAAGUAAUCCUGGGAGGUUGCUUGUGCAGCUAAUUCCCAUUUCACAGACGAGGAACCUGAGGCCAAAUUUGAACAUAGGUCUUCAGGGUUCUUUCCAUCGUGUCGUAUCAAGGUGUGUUGUCUUCUUCAACAUUGCCCUGCAGUCAUUAUAGAGACCCUUCUGCCUCAUCAGUUCCUAACCUAAGGAGCAGAACGAAACCAUUUCACAGAUGUGAAAAUGAGCCCCUUGGUUAUAUGUGACCAUGACCAUGCCAUCUGUUACUGUUGGUUUCUCCAGCUUCAUAAAAGGAGAAAAUAAUAACUGCCCUUGUUAAGGUUCUUUCUCUGCUGGACACGACAUGGCUUUAUCUCCUUUAACUCUCGUGACAGUCCCACGGUGUAGGCACAGAUAAGGACUCUGGGGCUGAGGGAGGUGAGGUCACUUGUCAGUGUAAGUGAUAAGCCGGAAUGUACUUCCUGGCUUCUGCUUGCCUGUUUCCACAUUCACUUGCCUGGGUCUUAGCACAAACCUUUACAGACAGCCUUUGCCUGAAAUGGACUAUUGUCUGGGGUUGGUUCAGAAAAGCUUUUUAACAGUUCGUAGACUCCAGCACAUGGGUGGUUUUAUCCUACCAGGUAAGUGAAUUUUUUUAAUCCUGUUCAAAUAAGUGUUAUACAUAUGUAAUAUGUUUUUUCUGCCCUGCC
Molecule: messenger RNA, 2912 nt
Organism: Leopardus geoffroyi (Geoffroy's cat)
Lineage: Eukaryota; Metazoa; Chordata; Mammalia; Carnivora; Felidae
Gene: TDP1
Product: tyrosyl-DNA phosphodiesterase 1
Exons: 17
Coding region: 468-2261 (597 amino acids)
Biological process (GO): double-strand break repair; single strand break repair
Cellular component (GO): nucleus
Molecular function (GO): 3'-tyrosyl-DNA phosphodiesterase activity; double-stranded DNA binding; single-stranded DNA binding
Source: RefSeq, a predicted model, not a curated record